AUGGCCUUGACUCGGAGGCAACACGAUGCCAAUGGCAAUGUGGUGUUGAAUGGUGACCUGGCUGCUAAUAACGGCACCUCUGCGCCUAGAUCUGCGCCCGCUGUGCAGCAGUUCCAGAGUCCCCUGAGACAGCACAAGAGAACGCCUUCGCAACAUCGAGAAGUCAAGGAAACGUUGAAUGCGCGGUCCGAGUACAUGAGCGACGACACCGAAGGCACCAAACACAUAAUCAACCAGUAUAUCAUUAAGGAGGAGAUUGGCCGAGGCUCCUAUGGCGCCGUCCACCUCGCAACCGACCAGUUCGGCAACGAGUAUGCCGUCAAGGAGUUCUCCAAGACGCGUCUUCGAAAACGAGCACAGUCCAAUAUCCUGAAGCGACCACAAGGAGCAAAGCCCGGCCGUUUCCCUCCAGGACGAGGUAUGCGGGCAUCAUGGUCCCAGCACAUGAGAGCGCUCAGCAACCACGAUGCCGCCGAAGCAAAGGACUCGCUGUUUCUGAUUCGCGAGGAGAUUGCCAUCAUGAAGAAGCUGAAUCACCCGAAUCUGGUGUCCUUGAUCGAGGUCCUCGACGACCCCGAGGAGGAUUCCUUGUACAUGGUGCUGGAAAUGUGCAAAAAGGGCGUCAUCAUGAAAGUAGGCCUUGACGACCAGGCAGACCCCUAUCCGGAAGAAAGCUGUCGCCAUUGGUUCCGUGACCUGAUCUUGGGCAUUGAGUAUUUACAUGCGCAAGGAGUGGUGCACCGAGACAUCAAGCCGGACAACUUACUCCUAACUCAAGACGAUGUCCUGAAGAUUGUCGAUUUUGGCGUUUCGGAAAUGUUCGAAAAACCAGAAGAUAUGAAAACGGCCAAAUCUGCGGGCUCGCCUGCAUUCUUGCCCCCGGAGCUCUGCAGGUCCAAACACGGCGACAUCUCAGGCAAAGCAGCCGAUAUCUGGUCCAUGGGAGUUUCGUUGUAUUGUUUGAAGUAUGGCCGGCUGCCGUUCAGACGAAUCAAUGUGCUCGAAAUGUACGAGGCCAUUCGCACCGAAGGUCUUGAGCUGCCCCCUGAUGAAAAUCGGGAUUUCGUGGACCUGAUAUCAAGGCUACUGGACAAAAAUGCCGAAACGAGGAUAGGCAUGCGUGAAAUCAGAGCAAGUACCUUGACGAGCCUUAACCACUCUUGGGUGACGAAAGGAGGCAGCGAUCCUCUGCUAUCUGAAGAGGAGAACUGCGAGAACAUGGUCGAGCCACCUAAUGAGCUCGAAGUUAAUCAUGCCUUUACUCGCAAAAUGAGCCACAUGCUUGUGGUGAUGGUUGCCAUCCACAAAUUCAAGGCGCUCAUAAACAAGAGCCGAGUCGGCACCCCAGAAGCAAGAACACCGCGGAAAUCCAAGACACUGGACGUUCCGAUUCACGCCCUGGAGGCUCCUGAGCCAGCCGUACGACCCAUCAAUACUGAAGAGCUCCCAUCGCGACCGCCCCCCCCGCACAAAGCGACGGCGGAAGAGGCCGCCGAGCUUAUUGAGGCGCGGAAAGCCUACCAUGCUGCUACCACGGACGCGAGAAACCCCCCCGCAUUAGACACGUCAGGCAAGGGCCAGGCGCACGAUCCCACGUCAGCGGAGCCGCGCUUCCUGGGCAUCGGCACGGGGGUCAGCGACGAAUUCGCCACGUCCGAGUCCCCAGCCGAUGUCGUAUCCGACUCGCCUACGGGAAUCGACUUCGACGUCUACGACCGGGCUUUCUCCGACGAGGUGGAACGCAUUCGCUCCUCCUCGGAGAAGCAGGGCCGUCGCCGGACCACGUACCUGACCAAGUUCGUGAGCGAGAAGGAAAAGUACUUCGGUGAUGAGUGUAUGGUCAUGGAGGCCGGACGCAGUAUUCCCUCCUUAGUCGCCAACACUCGCGGCAAGGCGAGCUCGGCGGCCGCGAAGACCUGGAGCCAUAUUGCCCUGGGAUACGGCAAGGAGGGAAGCACGGCGACUACUUCCGACGCUACUGGCGAGCAGGAGCCGAGCAGGCCGGGGCUGUGGAAGGGGAAGGCGGAAACCAAGAGGAAUGAGACGCAAGAGUUUAUCAGGGAGACGGGGCACCGGUUCGCCGACCUGGUAUCCGCUACGAUGCAUGGUACAAAGGCCAAGUCAGGCGGCGGUGAGUCAAGUUGA
This is a messenger RNA of Pseudomassariella vexata, 2145 nucleotides long. RefSeq names its product kinase-like domain-containing protein. Gene Ontology annotation, biological process: intracellular signal transduction; protein phosphorylation. Gene Ontology annotation, cellular component: cytoplasm. Bases 1 to 2145 code for a protein of 714 amino acids. Lineage: Eukaryota; Fungi; Ascomycota; Sordariomycetes; Amphisphaeriales; Pseudomassariaceae. The transcript has 5 exons. Gene Ontology annotation, molecular function: ATP binding; protein serine/threonine kinase activity. The record is from RefSeq and is a predicted model, not a curated record.